Panicum hallii is the source of this 1465-nucleotide messenger RNA. RefSeq names its product myb-related protein Hv33-like. The coding region runs from base 425 to 1363 and encodes 312 amino acids. The record is from RefSeq and is a predicted model, not a curated record. Gene Ontology annotation, biological process: regulation of stomatal movement. NCBI's taxonomy places the organism in Eukaryota, Viridiplantae, Streptophyta, Magnoliopsida, Poales, Poaceae. The transcript is spliced from 3 exons.
AUUGCCGUUGCGAGGCAGAAAAGCUCUCUCUCUCUCUCCACCCUCGCUGAGCACGGCACGGCGGCGCACUAUUUUAGGCCGCCACCAUCUCUCACGAAACGGAACGGGAGGUAUCUUAAGCUCCAAUUCAUUGGCGCGCGAGAGGGCGCACUGCACCUUGCUUAGAAACCACUUGAUCGCAGCCUCUCCUUGGCUGCCCAGCUUCUCUCUCUCACCUCACCGGAGCGUGCAGGCAGUUCUUGGUACGCACGCUUCCCCAUAUAUACCCCCUGGCCAUACAUAGAGCGAGCCACAAGCAGCCACCGAUCGGGGAGGAGAGCGCACCCGCCGAUCGCCAUUGCAAGUGGCAACGGCCACCGACGUUGCCCCGGCUUCUAAUUUGUCGCCGUCGUCGGAGUAGACAGAGAGAGGGGAGGAUCAGAGAAUGGGACGGCUCUCCUGCGGCGGCGUGCAGCCCAAGCUCCGCAAGGGGCUCUGGUCGCCCGAGGAAGACGAGAAGCUGUACAAUCACAUCAUCCGCCACGGCGUCGGGUGCUGGAGCUCCGUCCCCAAGCUCGCAGGGCUGCAGCGCUGCGGCAAGAGCUGCCGCCUGCGGUGGAUCAACUACCUCCGCCCCGACCUGAAGCGCGGCAGCUUCUCGCAGCAGGAGGAGGACCUCAUCCUCGCGCUCCACGAGAUCCUCGGGAACAGGUGGUCGCAGAUCGCGUCGCACCUGCCGGGGCGGACGGACAACGAGAUCAAGAACUUCUGGAACAGCUGCCUCAAGAAGAAGCUCCGGCAGCGCGGCAUCGACCCGAGCACGCACAAGCCCAUCGCCAACGCCGGCGCCGCGGAGGCGGGCGCGGCAUUGCCGGACGCCCGGGACCCCGGCCACAAACCCGCCGCCGGGGACUCCGACGACGGCCUCGCCCAGAAGCAGCCGGCCGUGUUCGACCCGUUCCCGCUGGCCGACUUGGGCUUCGACCUCGGCGCGGCCAGCGUGGCGGCAUUGUACUGCGGCCCAUACGACGACGGCGUCGGCAAGGCGCCCCCGGACGCCGGCGGGUUCGUCGCCGACUACAGCAGCGUGCUGGACGUGUCAGAGAACCUGGGCUACGGGGAGAGCUCCAGCAACAGCAGCAACUGGACCUGCGCCGAGAUGAGCAGCGCGGUGCUCGACAGCGAGGUGCUGCACUGGGCCUCCGGCGGCGGCGCGAAGCCGGAGCCGUACACGGAGCUGGAGCAGCAGCAGCAGCACAGCGGAGGAUACGGCGGCGGGGAGCAGGCGGUGGACGACGACGACGCGCUGGAGCACAAGUUCUCGCUGCCCUGCGGCCAGGAGCAGAGCCUGGCGCAUUUCGACUUCAACUUGGAAUACUUCUGAUCCUUUUUCCCCCGUUUGCCCUUCAUUCACAUUUGCCUCCCUGAACUAUCGAUCCAUUCCCCAACGUUUUACACACGAGGAAGAAAACGCAUUGGAAGAUUA